AUGGCCAAUCGUCCACCAGCACUUGAUUCCCUGGUAUUCUCGAUUCGAGAUCUUGAGCAUUAUGGAUCAGAAAACCUCUCUGACGGCUUCCGGGAGUAUUACAAUGGUGGUGCUAUGGACAUGAUAACGCUUCGAGAGAACGUGACAGCAUACGACAGAUACAAGAUCCGUCCUCGCAUCCUACGAAAUGUUUCCAACGUAGACACAAGCGCCGAGAUUUUUGGCAGGAAGAUCACGUUCCCUUGCGGGUUCAGCCCUAGUGCGAUGCACUGCCUGGCGCACAAAGAUGGAGAACUUGCCACAUCGAGAGCGGCAGCGAAGAUGGGCAUACCGAUGGCUUUGUCUUCGUACUCCACAAAAUCGUUGGAAGAUGUCAUUGCGCAGGGCACCGGGAACCCCUACAUGAUGCAGAUGUGCAUCGUGAAAGACAGGAAUAUAACCAUACAAUUGCUAAGGAGAGCAGAGGGUGCCGGAUAUCGGGCGCUUUUCCUUUCGGUUGAUGUGCCCGUCCUUGGUCGCCGGUUGGGCGAAAUGCGCUCGAACUUCACGUUGCCCAAGGGCAUGUCGUUUCCCAACUUAUUGUCAGAAGGUCAGGAUGAGUUCGGCGCACCAAAUGACAAAAACAACGGGCCUCAGGCUUUCGAUGACACCCUUGAGUGGGAAGAAAUAAUUCCUUGGCUGAAGGCCAACACCAAGAUGCAGAUCUGGCUCAAGGGAAUCUCGUCGCCGGAAGACGUUGAGCAGGCGAUAGCGGCAGGCGUACACGGCGUUGUCAUCUCGAACCAUGGCGGACGCCAGCUAGACGGGGUUCCAGCUACUCUCGACGCUCUGCGGCAGUGCGCACCAAUCGCAAAGGGCCAUGUUCAGAUUGCGGUAGACGGAGGGAUUCGAAGAGGUUCGGACAUCUUUAAAGCAAUCGCGCUUGGUGCUGAUUUCUGCUUCCUUGGAAGAAUUGCUAUUUGGGGCCUCGCCUACAAAGGACAGGAGGGCGUGGAGCUUGCUAUUCGGAUUUUGCUCGAAGAGUUCAAGUCGACAAUGGCAUUGGCUGGGUGCCGAUCGGUAGCGGAGAUUACCCGCAAUCAUUUGAGCGUCCUAGAGAACAACGGCAUUCUAGCCAAGUUGUAA
Messenger RNA from Macroventuria anomochaeta, 1125 nucleotides. RefSeq names its product FMN-dependent dehydrogenase. Gene Ontology annotation, molecular function: FMN binding; oxidoreductase activity. Bases 1 to 1125 code for a protein of 374 amino acids. The transcript has 4 exons. The record is from RefSeq and is a predicted model, not a curated record. NCBI's taxonomy places the organism in Eukaryota, Fungi, Ascomycota, Dothideomycetes, Pleosporales, Didymellaceae.